Molecule: messenger RNA, 2981 nt
Organism: Acanthopagrus latus (yellowfin seabream)
Lineage: Eukaryota; Metazoa; Chordata; Actinopteri; Spariformes; Sparidae
Gene: crmp1
Product: collapsin response mediator protein 1
Exons: 14
Coding region: 136-2166 (676 amino acids)
Cellular component (GO): cytosol; cytoplasm
Molecular function (GO): hydrolase activity, acting on carbon-nitrogen (but not peptide) bonds, in cyclic amides
Source: RefSeq, a predicted model, not a curated record
AGUUGACAGCAUCAGCGCGCACCCGAGAGGCGGGGCUGUCUGUGACCCGGUUAGACGUGAAACAAGCCACAGGCUGCAGUCUCCAUCGUUUUCAGGUUGUGGGGAAAGUCUCCGUCUCCCCGUGUGGAAGCCGCAAUGUCUGACUGCAGAAGGCAGUGGAACCGGGAGGAUGAGCUGCCGGUGUACCUGGCGGGGCCGAUCAGCACCGGGCCCAACCAGAGGAAAAGCUUCGGCAUGUUCAGCUCGGUGGAGGGGGCGUUCGAAAGCAAGACCAUAGACUUCGACAACUACGCGGUGGGGAGGAAAGGGAGCCGCACCCCGAGGAGCGGGAGCCGGGAGAGGCUCUUGGACACAGGUGAGCCCGUCGGGAAGACGCCCAGCGAGGGCCGGGAGGGGUCACCGAGCCACCCGCCCGGGGAGAGAGACGACGGACGGCCCGGUGUUGAGACCAGAUGCUCAGCUGGGAAGGAAAGCCCGGAUGGGAAGAGUGAAAGGCUGUUGAUCAAAGGAGGGCGGGUGGUCAACGACGACCAGUCCCUCUAUGCAGACGUCUACAUCGAGGAUGGGCUCAUCAAGCAGGUGGGGGAGAAUCUGGUCGUACCCGGAGGGGUCAAGGUGAUCGAGGCUAAUGGCCGCAUGGUGAUACCAGGGGGGAUAGAUGUCAACACCUGCUUCAUGAAGCCUUUCCUGGGCACACAGCCUGUCGAUGAUUUCCUCCAGGGCACCAAGGCUGCGCUUGCCGGGGGCACCACCAUGAUCAUUGACCAUGUGAGCCCCCAGCCUGGGGACAGUCUUCUGGAGGCGUUCGAGCACUGGCAGGAGGCCGCAGACAAGAAAGCGUGCUGCGAUUACUCCCUCCACGUGGACAUCCCUCAGUGGAACGAGUCCGUUAAAGAUGAGCUGGAGCUGCUGGUGCAGGAGAAAGGUAUCAACUCCUUCCAAGUGUACAUGGCAUAUAAGGACCUGUACCAGAUGUCGGACUCUGAGCUGUACGAGGCUUUCUCCUUCCUGAAGCAGCUGGGUGCUGUGGUGUUAGUUCAUGCUGAAAACGGAGACCUGAUUGCUCAGGAGCAGACAAAAAUCCUUGGAAUGGGAAUCACCGGACCUGAGGGCCAUCCUCUGAGUCGUCCUGAAGAGCUGGAGGCUGAGGCGGUGUUCCGCGCCAUCACCCUUGGCAACCGUGUGAACUGUCCCAUCUACAUCACCAAGGUGAUGAGCAAGAGCGCAGCCGACACCAUCACGCAGGCCCGCAGGAAAGGCUCUCUAGUUUUCGGGGAGGCGAUCACAGCCAGCCUGGCCACUGACGGCUCCCACUACUGGAGCAAGAACUGGGCCAAAGCGGCCGCUUAUGUGACCUCUCCGCCUCUGAGUCCUGACCCUACCACCCCUGACCACCUCCACACACUGCUGGCUUGCGGGGACCUCCAGGUGGUGGGCAGCGCUCACUGCACAUACAGCACCUCCCAGAAAGCAAUCGGUAAAGAUGACUUCACCCUGAUCCCAGAGGGAACCAACGGAGUGGAGGAGAGAAUGGGUUUUGUCUGGGACAAGGCUGUGGCGAUGGGGAAGAUGGAUGAAAACCAGUUUGUGGCAGUCACAUCAACCAACGCUGCGAAAAUCUUCAACCUGUACCCGCGUAAAGGCCGGAUUGCGGUGGGAUCUGACGCUGACAUUGUCAUCUGGGACCCUGACAGCGUCAAGACCAUCAGUGCCAAACUCCAGCAGUCGGCUGGUGAGUACAACAUCUUUGAGGGUCUGGAGUGCCGUGGGGGUCCAGCGCUGGUGUUGAGUCAAGGUCAGGUGGUUUACGAGGAAGGCAAGCUGCAGGUUCAGCAGGGUACCGGUCGAUUUAUUCCCCGCAAGCACUUCCCAGACCUUGCUUACCAGCGCGUUAAGUUCAGGAACCAGGUGAAGGGCAAACAGGGUGUUAUUCGUGGGAUGUAUGAUGGCCCUGUGUAUGAUGUGAUUCCUACACCCAAAUACAUCACACCCUCUCCGUCGGCCAAAACCUCACCCACCUCUCACCAGCCACCACCGAUACGCAACCUUCACCAGUCCAACUUCAGCCUGUCAGGGGCACAGAUCGAUGACAACAUGCCCCGUCGGUCUGGCCACCGCAUUGUAGCACCCCCCGGUGGUCGCUCCAACAUCACCAGCCUUGGUUGAACACUUGACCUGCACAAAGUGUGGUUGUUGCGGGGUUUCACCUCUUGAGUGUGUGUGAGUGUGUGCGUAUGACUGAGAGUGUGAGCACACUGGCAUGAAUGAAUACCUUUGUAUUUUUUUGGUACAUUGGUGAUGCACUCUUUUUUUGACCAUUAUGACUUGCAUCAGUUUGCCUUGGUCACAGAGGAAGAAGCACAUUAAUACUUCCAACUAUAGAAGAAGAGUGUGAUUUACAAUCAACCGAGUCAUUAAAAAGAAAGAUUUGACAGAACUCACAGGCUCACGAUCGGGGCACUCACACACACACAGAGAUCCAGUGUUGGACCCCCCUCCAAGCAUCUAAAUGUGACCCCUGUGUUACGUCAUAAUGUUGUUAUCUCCUUUCCUGUGAGCAUGACCUCCUCCUAAUUCUUCCUCACACCCCACGUCUUACUGUGUGGGUCCGAUGGUGCUCCUUUCCACCCACUCUCUGGUGGACAGCUAAAAAAAAAAUGACAGAUUUCUUCUGCAUCUGCUUUUUAACACCCGGGCAAUAUUUGUUUUAGUGUGGCUCAAGUGGAUCAGUUAUACAUAUUGCAUGGACACGUCUGUAGAUGUUGCACUACUUGUGGUUUAUUGUUACAAUGGAGGAACACAUCAAAAUUGUACUCAAGGCACAUUUGUAUUCAACAGCGCAAACAUAUACUUCCACUGGUAAAUGUAUGCUUUGAACACAUAAUGAUAUUCACUGGGGAUACAGCCAGCUGUUACUAUCUCCAAAACACAUUAAUUCAUUCCAUGAUUACUGUGAACUGCAAUAAAAGCAAUGGUACCGC